AUGGAAGACAGCCCUAUGUCGGGCCUCCCAGGCCCAAUUCCACCGGAUAGGGGCCCUGAAUCCAGCCCGAAUGAAGUUCUAACCGCUAAAUUACAGGCGCAAGACCUGCAAUUAAAAGCGUUAACUACGCAAUUGGAUCAACUUCAGCACACAAUUCAACAGUUAACAUCUCUGUUGACGCUGAAAAAUGGUGAACCCACUAGUUUUAGUGGUAUUGCGGGUAUUAAUACCCCCAAUAGCGGUAAUCUGGAGGCCAACCCACAGAUUUUUAGCGCUAAUACCGCUACCGCACCACCUAAUCCACCCGGUGUCACAGACCUGAAGGACAGCCACUGGGCUGUCGCUUAG
This is a messenger RNA of Pyricularia oryzae 70-15, 348 nucleotides long. RefSeq lists its product as uncharacterized. The coding region runs from base 1 to 348 and encodes 115 amino acids. The record is from RefSeq and is a predicted model, not a curated record. The transcript has a single exon. NCBI's taxonomy places the organism in Eukaryota, Fungi, Ascomycota, Sordariomycetes, Magnaporthales, Pyriculariaceae.